This is a messenger RNA of Fonsecaea erecta, 3987 nucleotides long. RefSeq lists its product as hypothetical. The record is from RefSeq and is a predicted model, not a curated record. Gene Ontology annotation, molecular function: protein binding. Gene Ontology annotation, biological process: vacuolar acidification. Bases 1 to 3987 code for a protein of 1328 amino acids. Gene Ontology annotation, cellular component: RAVE complex. NCBI's taxonomy places the organism in Eukaryota, Fungi, Ascomycota, Eurotiomycetes, Chaetothyriales, Herpotrichiellaceae. The transcript has 2 exons.
AUGCGAGCCAUCCUGCCUGGGCGACCUCAAUCCAAGCGACAGGCCCUUUGCACCGCCCAGUGGUGUGGCCUGCGUCUGGUCGCAUAUAUAUCCGGCAAUGCCGCCGUCAUCCUCAGCGGGCCUCAAUCCAUUCUCCAGACCAUCUACGUCGACACCGUUGACUCCCUGACUGCCAUCACCCUCGAAGAGACCACCGGUCGGAUCGCCCUCUGCGAUGCCACUCAUGUCUAUAUCUACAGACCCGUCGGCCGUGAAGAGGGUGUGCUGCGAUGGACUCAGGUGCACGAGUUGAAGAACCCUACUGAGCUGCGGGUGGAAUCGUUGUCAUGGGGAUCUUCUCAGGAACUCUUGCUGGGAGGUUCGAGGCUUGUCCUGUGGUUCAUACCUGAACAUGGCUCACCGGUCAUCGUCUGGAAUCAGCCGCUCGCAUAUCCCACGGCACUUGCAUAUCUUUCUCCCGACAGUGGCUUCGUCGCCUCCGUGGGCCAGUAUGACCGACUCGUCAAGAUAUGGAGACGGCUGUCGUACGAGGUGGAGGGCACCAGAUUCGACGUCUCCUACCUACCACAUCCAGCUGCGGUCACAAAUUUGCACUGGCGGAAGCCAUGGCAUGAAGAACAGAACCUGGACAACCUUCUCUACACGUUUUGCUCUGACAACCAUGUCCGCGCCUGGACCACGUUCGACCCCCACGCCCUGACGGUGUUACAACUAGUCGGCGAUAUCAACAUGAAUGCCUCGAUCCAGCCACGGAGGCUGAGUGCCAGUUCCAUCAGCACCAGACGAUAUGCCUUCAUCAUUGACAGCCGUGAUUUUUCCACGGUCACAGAGAAGGCGGUCCAGAACUCGACUACCAAGACGGCGGACCACGCCCUCGAGCAUCUCAUUGAGAUCGCCAAUCGAAGUCCAGAAAUCUGCGUCGUGCUCGACGGAUUGGGCCAUAUGUCUGUGUGGGGAUUGGAAAAUGCUGGGUACAAGAACAGAAUGCCUCCGUCUGUGUUUCACAUCUCACACGUCGACGGCAUGAAUAUCCAUGUUCCGCAGCUGAGCGACCCAUUGGAAGAUUAUCUACAGUUCUGCAUCUUCGCGGGCGGCACGACGGCAUCGUCGUUGUCAAUUCUCCUCCAUUCUUUUGCGGGUGAUAUCGAUUGGUACGACAGUCAGAUUACGCACCUGUUUGACACCGCCGUGAGGCAAGACAGGACCGCCCUGAUUUCAACCCUGGCGGGACACGGUACGCCGGUCCUGCGAAUUGUCCGGAACGUGGUUGGUAACGUCGUGUUGUCGAGUACAGACGAGGGCCACACCAGCAUCUGGCAGCAUGACGGAACUCUGUCCACUGCUCCACUCCUGCGACGGAGUUCGUUCAACGUCAGUGUCGAAAUCAAAGACGCGGUCAUCUUGUCUCGUGGGAGAUACGCGGCAAUUCUAAGCAGCCACGGUCUCGAGCUCUGGGAUAUUCGCCAAGCAAAAGCCAAACGACUGGGAGUGUGGGAAUCUGAAGGGGGUCGUUUGCCGGCGCGCAUAACGCAAAGUCGAAUCGCCAGCGAACGAGAACUCACCAGUCGGGUUAUUGUAGGGUAUCAUGCGGAUGGAACUGUUGAAGCCUGGGAGCUGCUCCUUCCAGCAAACGAGCCCGGUGCAACGAAUGGCUACCGCGAGAUGAUACGGUCGCUGGGGGACGUCCAGCUGCACGCGCACAAUCGGUACAACGCCCUCAUAUCUGUCUGUGACAAUAUGAGCACCAACAAUCGUCCAGCGGAUCCGCGCGAGAUCAACGCCCUGGGCUUCGCCGCGGCAUUGGCCAAAGACGGCACCCUGGAGAUGGUCAGGUCUCAGGAAGAGCCAGACUCCACAAAGCCACAUCUCGUCACUGGCGCCUUGAUCGAGACCAAUAUGCGCCGGCCUCGAGCGAUCAGUGCGAGCGGAUACGGAAAGGUUGUCGUUGUCAAUGAUGACAGCACCAGUAUCAGCAUAUGGGACGCCAAAACCGGUUCGUGGGAGUACGAACAUGAGCUCGAUGGGACCGACACCAUCCACACAUUCGCGUGGGCUGUUUCACCACAAGGGUUGGCCUUGGUUGCCGUCUGCUUUGACUACCACAUUGUCAUUCUCGGUCAGGUCCGGUACACCUACGGAGGCCAGGAACCGGCAUGGGUAGAUUUGCGGCACAUCAGAAUCAGAGACUUUACCACCCACUCCAUUGGAGCCCUGUGCUGGCUGAGAAGCGGUGAUCUCGUCGUGGGAGCCGGCAUUCAGCUGUUUAUCUUCAAGGGAUAUGCGGGCAGUCACCAUAACGAGGAUGCCAGGCCUCUCCGGGAUCUGCGAGAGAAGACGCGAAAUAACGAAACUUUCGCUAUGAUGGCAAUGUUGAACACCUUGGUCCCUAUUUUCCACCCCACACUCCUUACCCUACUCACCUGUACCGAAGGGCUGAAGGCGACCAGGGAUGUGUUAUAUCAUCUUCACCAGGAUCUGAAGUACUUCACCGAAGGGGAUGAGUUGUCCAGCCUCCUUAACAUUCGGCCCGACAGGGUUACAAGUGCAGCAACGUCGAGUCAGUCGGUCGACAAGUCGCAUUAUUCCACGAACGGUGAUCUGAACGGGGAUGUGGAAGAUCCACCACUUUCAGACUAUGCAAAAGGUCUAGAAGGCAACCUGCGACGGUAUAGAUUGCGGCAGCUGACGAACGGAGAACAAUCCAACAUACUAAAACAGGUCGAGGUGAUUUCAGAGAUCGAGAAACACGAGGAAUCGGUCGAUGCGAACGGUCAGCGCUACCUUCAGGCCCUAUACACGUGCGGCGACGAAGGGGUUCCGUGGAGUGCAAUUGCAUUCGCCUCUAUGAGCACAUCCCAAGAAGUUCUUGUCGACCUGGUCACUCGCUUUUAUGGUGGUAAACUCAGUUGGGAGGCAGCACGCAAAUCGGGAUUAUUCUGCUGGCUCUCUGAUGUGGAAUCCCUUCGGCAGCAAAUGGAGAAUGUGGGUCGAAUCGAGUUUACAAAGAACGAAGACCGCAACCCAGUGGACUGUUCACUGUAUUAUCUUGCCUUGCGCAAAAAGCCCGUCCUAUUGGGGCUCUGGAGAAUGUCGAUUGGGGUCAGAGAAAAGGAAAACACCAUGAAGCUGUUGGCCAACAACUUCGACGACCCGAGAUGGAAGGCCAGCGCGCUGAAGAAUGCAUAUGCGUUGCUGAGCAGGCGGCGCUUUCACUAUGCGGCGGCCUUCUUCCUGCUCGGAGACAGUCCUUGGGACGCGAUCAAUGUCUGCAUCCACCAGCUGCAAGAUUUGCAGCUCGCCGUUGCUAUUGCAAGGGUGUACGAGAGCGAAAGCCACAAACCGUCUUCUACUUUGGCACGGUUGAUGGAACAGACCAUUCUCCCUCUAGCUAUUGAGAGCGUGCAAGCACGGUGGAUGGCAAGUUGGGCGUAUGCGGCCAUCCUGGACCACAAGAAGUUGGCCAUUCAGGUCCUCGUGCAUCCUGUGCACAAGAUCGUGGGCAAACCACUGCUCGACGGAUACGAAGGGGCAGGGAUGAUCGGAUCUCUCAGUUACGCCGCCAACGACCCUCUUGUGGCGCUGUUGUACACCCAGCUUCGUGCCCAACUGGCGAAGCGAAACGAAUGGCGCAGCGAGGUCAUCAGCGCACAAGAUGAAUGGGGAUUCGUCAUGCGCUGCGUCAGGCAGUAUAUCCACAUGGGGUGCGACGUUCUUGCGCUUUCCUUGGUUCGAGAUUGGGAGUUUGUCCCCGAAAGUCCACGCAAGCAGACGAUAACAGCAACCGUGGAUGAGAUUCCGCCACCGCUCAACGUGAGUCUCCAGCGUCGAAAGACAUUCUACGAUCUCGAAAAGGAAGAAGACGAAGAGAAUAUCCCGCAGGCGGAGAAAAAGAAGGAGGAGCAGCAGCAGCAGAAGAAGAAGGCGCCACCCCCGACCAUGUUCGAGGAGCCGAGCGCGGACAGUCUGCUUGAUAGUUUUGGAUUCUGA